UUUCUCCAAAAGACAAUUGUUGGCUCCGGGUGAGUGCCUGGCCAACGGCUCAUUUGGCCGACCUCCUGCCAUGGCCUCGCAUUCGGCGAGCGGGGCGAGUGGGGUGGAGUUUCAGGAAGACUUUUGGAUGCUACACCGGCGCUUGGGGGAGCAACAUGAGUUGGAACUGAAGGAGCUACAAGCCAAGGUUGACAGCCUCCCAGCACCCCCUCCGCUGCCGAACUCGAACGGCCCGCAGCUCCCAGAGGGUGAUCUUCACCUCUUGGAACCGGAGGAGACGAACCGGAAGGACAGGGAGAGCACUCUGGUCAGCCAGCAAAGCGUUCCCUCACUUUCCUUGGACCACAAGGUACGACAUCGAUGGCUCUCGGAGGAUGAAGCACCACAGGUAGCACGGACGCAAACGCGCAGGCCCAGCUUGAAAUUGCCCGACUGGAGCGCGAAAGCACAAUCAAUAUGGCUCUCAGAUGAGCGGACCGAAGCAUCAUGGGUCUUUGUAAACGUCUUCCGGCGGAUUCAGCACCCAGGCAGCCUGUUGCGCAUUUGGUGGGGCUCUUUGGGCAUGAUGCUCUUGGGCUAUGAUGUGAUCUUCCUCCCCUUGCGCUUCUUCCCCACUUUCGUCGAAACGUCCACCAUGUUGGCCUUCUUUUGGACUGCCAGGCUCUACUGGACUCUGGAUCUUUUCCUGGGAUUCAUCACUGGCUUCUAUGACGCGGGUUCAUUGGAACUGGAGCUGCGGCGGACGAUCCGGAACUACCUGACGGGUUGGUUCACCUUUGAUGUGGCGGUGGUUUGCGUGGACUGGACAUCGGAGUUUCUGGACAACAAUGGCAUUGAUGACCUGCCGCGCCUGUCCCGGACGAUGCGCUUGGGAAAGAUUGUGAGGCUUUUGCGUCUCAGCCGAAUGCUAAAGCUGGGCACGUUGUCCGAGUCCAUGAUGGAUCAGCUGAGCAUGCAGGGCUCCCUGCACGCAGGAAUUCUUCGGAUCGUGAUUUGGCUCUUGCUCAUGAGCCAUGUGGUGGCGUGCUUUUGGUUCGGCAUCGCGGAGCUUGAAGGAGGGCCAAGCUGGGUGAGUGUCAAUCAGAUGGAAGACAAAUCGCUGCUGUUUCAGUAUGCCACAUGCUUGCAUUGGGCGGUAGCCCAGUUGGGUGUGGGCCAGACCGAGCUGGAAGCCGUGGGCCUUUUCGAGAAGCUCUUCUCCAUUGGAGUGAUGUUCGCUGCCCUCUUCAGCUUUUCCACCCUCCUGAGCUCUAUGACCUCCUUGCUGGCAAAUAUCUCACGGAUGAGAAGCGCAGAGGUGCACGAGUUCAAGAUGCUGCGCCGGUUUCUGGCCGACAACCUCAUAGACCACGACCUUUCACAUCGCAUCACGCGCUUCUUGCAACACCGGUAUGCAGUCCAAAAGAACGUGCAAGCGGUUGAUGCGACGCCCGACAUCUUGGAGUUGUUGUCGAAGUCCUUGAAAGGUGAGCUGCAGGUGCAACGGUACAAGGAGUGCCUGAAGGAGUGGGAUCUGACGAAAGAGCUGCACGACUGUGGCUUCCCGGGGAUCUUCGAGGUCCGCUCCGUGGCCUUGCACGGCCUCAAGCCGGAGAUGCACGCGGUCGGCGAUGUGAUUUUCGCCGCGGGGUCACUGGCAACCACAUUCUUCUUCUUGGCCAAAGGGGGCUUUGCAUAUUCUCGAGAAUUUUCAGAGAGGAAUCCACUGUGUUGCACCUGGGUGGCCGAAAUGUGCCUUUGGACCAAAUGGACCUACGCUGGGGAUUUGGUUUCGAAGGAGACCUCUCGCGUCAUCUCGGUGGAUGUGGAUGCGGUGUCCGACUACUUGGGCCAGGUCAACGAGACGCGGUCGAUCACCUCAGCCUAUGCGAGGCGUUGUGUGGAUGAGAUCAACCGUGUUGGUGCGGUGUCCGACUUGUGGGAAGACUAUGAAGCGGAAGAGGAUGAGGCCCAAGCCUCGACACCGCGACAUGGAAAGAACAAGAACGGCCUUGGCCUGGCAAAGAUCAUCCCUUGGGCCGAGGAGUUCCCUUCAUUUUGACAUCAAUUCUGCGGUCUUUGAGAUUGGAAGAUGUCUGGCGUCCAGAUGGAAGAACUGUCAUGAGCUUGUUACGGUGAUGCCAGAAGAUAAGAUAAUUACUGUCCAAGGCCUUGUAUGCAAGAAGCAGUUGCUGGCAGCUCUGAUCGCUGCAUUCAUUUCUAGUCUAACUCGUUUACAUCCAUUUGGCCAUUUGGUUUUAGAUUGUGCUUGUUGGGCUAUCGCACUCCUUGGAUGUCGGAACAGCAAGAUUUUGUUGUCAAUACUGCAUUCUUCCCUGAGCCUGAUUUGUCCGGGGGGCCAAGAAUGUUUCUUUGGUGGGCGAAAUUUGCCAUCAAUGUGGUACGCCAUGAGUUGCGGCCAUAUGGCCAUGCAGAAGAUCAGCCAGGUGCCACGGAGUGGCGUAAACUCCGCGUCGCCACCGAUCAGUCUUGGCCCAAAAAGGCUUGAAGAUUCAUUGCUUCGGAUGAAUCAUGACAUAUCUUCCCUGAAGGGCGUGACUAACACCACCCCAGACAUACAUGUGGGUCCAGAUGGUCAACCUUUGAAAUUCGCAAGUGUUUGUUAAGAGUUUCCCCA
Durusdinium trenchii is the source of this 2617-nucleotide messenger RNA. The record is from the annotation of a GenBank genome assembly. Lineage: Eukaryota; Dinophyceae; Suessiales; Symbiodiniaceae.